Sesamum indicum (sesame) is the source of this 2677-nucleotide messenger RNA. RefSeq lists its product as uncharacterized. Lineage: Eukaryota; Viridiplantae; Streptophyta; Magnoliopsida; Lamiales; Pedaliaceae. The record is from RefSeq and is a predicted model, not a curated record.
CGCGAUUUAUGUUCAGAAAUGCAAUCGGUUGUUUCGUUUCCCCGUCUGUUGAGGGACGAGUGAGGGGACUCACAAUAAACACUCUGAGUGUGAGUUUUCAGAGUCAGGUACUCUUAUGAAGCUGAUUCUGAGUUCUUUCCUGCAAAGAGUUUGAAUUGGAAGACUGUGUCUUCAUCAUUGCAUUGUUGAUUCAUCAAUUUCAGCAUUUUUCUUCUGUAAUCUGUCUCUUCUCUCUCACAGAGUCGGAUUCUCCGAGCUAAAGUGGAAAGAAAGUGAAAAUAAAGAAGAAAAGAUUCUUUUUCAGCAAUGAUUGAAGAAACUCAAUAAACCAAGCAAGAAAUGCAACUCUGCAAUCUUCUUUCUUUUCUGGUUUUCUCAUUCUGCUGAGCAUUUUUUUCUAGAAAACCCGAAAGUUUACUCUGAUUUUUGAAGAUCUGAACCCGUUCAUCGAGUUGGGACUGAAUCAAGUUUGGGCCUUCGAGGCAGCUUUGGAGUGAAUCCCAUGUUUCAUUGUCUUUCUUUAUAACUUUUGUGAAGAUAAGGACAACACUGAAGAACUGAAAGCCUGCAUGUAGAAGAUUAUUAUUGUCCAGUCGGUUGCAAUAAGCAUUUCUUGUAUUCAGUUCUGGAGGUUUAGACUGCAAGAGAGAAAAUUCUGCCCUGCUGCUGUUCAGUUGAAUUCUGAGUGGAGAAGUGUGUGAAAUGGGUUCUGUUGGAUUUGGCGGUGAAGAUGAAUCUCAGCCCAGUACGAGUAAUGGCAAGAAGUACAAGUUACCCAGGACGCUUCUGGAAGGCUGUGGUGCAGUUGACCAUGCCUCUGUUCCAAGGAAGCUGCGAUCUGCCAUCAGGAAGCGGGGAUGCGAAUCUGUUAUACCACCUUUGCCAAUUUCAAAGAAGCAGUAUAACGUGUCUAAUGGAGUUGAAAGAUCUAGAAAGGAUGGCGUGAAGAAAUCGAAAACGAAUAUGAAGCAAGGACAUAUCACCAAGGAUGAGGAAGAAGUGGCUGAAACGUUAUAUGCUUUGGCGGGCAUGUUCUCUGAUGCAAAGAAGGAUAAUAUGCCAGAGUUGCAGGAUGAACCACCAGAAAUAAAAUCUCCAGCUAUACCUGAAGGGGGGAGCUCGAGUGCAGUUGCAGAUACUGGCAUUCAGGCACUACAAGAGGAGUCUCAUAAAAUCAGCUCAAAAGUCACUCUUGAAGCUGCUUCACAUUCUCCAGAUGUAAUCGAUUCAACCUCACAAGUUCUCAGAUUCCAGUUUUCAGGUGAUGCUCAACAGCAUCAGUUGCCCUCUAACAAGCAGCCUGUCAUAGCUAGCAGUUCUGGAGUUCAAUCUGAUUUAAGUCUGGAUCGAAGACCAAUGGUAUCAACUCUGGACAUGAACCCGAGUGGUGAACGAGCAAUUGCCCCAGACCAAGUUACAGCUUCUCAAAAUGGCAAGCAUUGCUAUCCCAUGGAUGACAAAAAUAAUGGAGCUCUGAGCUCUGGAACACAGGGAUCCCGCAUUAGAAUUUCUGCCUGGUUUGAGAACACAAAUGAUGCCUCUCAGCUUUGUGUAACUGAGAACAGUAUUACUGCUGAAAAGUGUACUCAAGCUGCUGCUGGAUCCAAGAGGACAUGGAAAAGAUGUUCAGUACACGUCCACAUAAGUCGCCUUAUUAAGGUCUUGCAAGUAUCAGAGAGAAAAGAAGGGUUACUGGAAAAGCCUACUCGACUAACAACUUGUGGAGGGGCAGAGCUACGGCCUCCAGUGAGUACCCACAACCAAAUGACGGGGAUGAACAGUGGUAUGCCUUUUAAUGGCGCUACUUGUUCUACUGCCGAGAAGGAUUCAGCUGAAAUCCAAAAUGAUAUUCUUUUGCAUAAAAGGCCCCUUCAAAAUCAACCACUGGCUUCUGAGACCUCUUCUGCAAAACAGGGCUACAAUUUCUUAUCUUUGGGUACCGGAGUUGGUGGUUUGGAUGCAAGUGACUGCAUGAAUAGGGCAGGACAUGGUCAUGAAGCGCCUAAACAAUUUCAUGUGUCAUAUAUGCAGCCGCAAAAUCAUUUGCCCAUGCUUUUUUCACUGUCCCAGAAUGGUUAUUCCUCCUCUACUUUCCAUGGUCAUAAUUCAGCUCUAGCAGGGCAACAGGUACAGCUUCCUCAGUAUCUUAGCAGCACAGUUAACAGCAGUUUUGCAGGCGGAACGGGACAGCAGCAGGAGUCACAGCAGCAGAAAUGGGCAACUCAAUAUAAUAGUGGUAAAGUUGGUUCCCCACAUUUACCAGACUGGAAAAAUGUAGGAAGAGAUUCGUCUUCCAUGCUCAACUAUGCUCACGCUCUGUUUCCACACUUGCAUGCUGCUCUGGGCUCGAAGUAUCAGCAACUCUCACCUCAGCAACAGCAGCAGCUUAUGGCUAUCAAUUCAUCAUCUUUGCCUCUUUCAAGUGUGAAGAGACAACAUAAUCUACACAUCCCUUUGGGAUUUGAGAGAAACAGAACUGCAAUUUAUCCUGAAAAUAUACCGCAAUUGCAACUGCCCUGCAACCAGAACCUCUGAAAUUGAUAAGUUACGGUUAAUUGUGCUUCAGAAGGAACUAUCAUUAGUUCAUUUUUUCCCCUUAGUUAUGUAUGAAUACACUCAUCACUUACCAGGCUCUAUAAUGUCGUAUCCGAUGCAAUUGGUAGCAUCCUGCUGUUUA